This is a messenger RNA of Salvelinus namaycush (lake trout), 3054 nucleotides long. RefSeq names its product proto-oncogene c-Rel-like. Bases 117 to 2120 code for a protein of 667 amino acids. The transcript has 9 exons. Lineage: Eukaryota; Metazoa; Chordata; Actinopteri; Salmoniformes; Salmonidae. Gene Ontology annotation, biological process: response to cytokine; regulation of transcription by RNA polymerase II; innate immune response. The record is from RefSeq and is a predicted model, not a curated record. Gene Ontology annotation, molecular function: RNA polymerase II cis-regulatory region sequence-specific DNA binding; DNA-binding transcription factor activity, RNA polymerase II-specific. Gene Ontology annotation, cellular component: cytoplasm.
UCUCUCUCUCUCUGUCUCUCUGUCUCGCUCUGUCUCUCACACACUUUCUCUCUCUCUCCCAGCUGGAGCUUCUCAUUCAGACAACAACCCGUGAUAAGGUUGUGCACAUCAACACCAUGGAUGUGGCAGAGCCCAGUGUUCAGAUCUUUGAGCAGCCCAAACAGAGGGGCAUGCGCUUCAGGUACAAGUGUGAGGGCCGCUCUGCAGGCAGCAUCCCUGGAGAGAGGAGCUCUGACAACAACAGGUCAUACCCCACCAUACAGAUUCUGAACUACUGUGGGAAGGGCAAAGUGCGCGUUUCCCUCGUAACCAAGAACGAGCCCUUUAGGCCCCACCCCCAUGACUUGGUGGGCAAGGACUGCAAGGAGGGAUUCUACGAAGCUGAGUUUGGCCCAGAGCGCAAGGUCUUCGCCUUCCAGAAUCUGGGUAUCCAGUGUGUGAGGAGGAGAGAGGUAAAGGAAUCCAUCGUGCAGAGGAUGACCAGAGGGAUCAACCCAUUCAAUGUGCCACGGGAGCAGCUGUUACAGACGGAGGAGUACGACCUGAACGUGGUGCGUCUCUGUCUCCAGGUGUUCCUACAGGACGACAGCGGACACUGCAACCGCGCCCUCAACCCCAUUGUCACAAACCCCAUCUAUGACAACAGGGCUCCGAACACGGCUGAGCUGCGUAUCUGUCGGGUUAACAGGAACAGUGGUUGUGUGAAGGGAGGAGACGAGAUCUUUCUGCUGUGUGAUAAAGUCCAGAAAGAUGACAUUGAGGUGCGUUUCUUCACUCCUGGCUGGGAGGCUAAGGGCUCCUUCUCCCAGGCUGACGUUCACCGCCAGGUGGCCAUUGUAUUUAAGAGCCCGCCCUACUACGACACGUCCAUCACCGGCCCGGUCACUGUGCACAUGCAGUUACGCCGUCCCACCGACCAGGAAGUCAGCGAGCCCAUGGAGUUCAGAUAUCUACCCGACGACAAGGAUCCCUAUGGUUGCCAGGAGAAGAAGAGGAGAAGAGAGCACCUGAUUAAAACCUUACCCGGGUUCCUACCUUUAAGUGGAAUGAAUCAGAUGAACAGACCGAAGGCAGUACCACACAGUCCCAUGGCCCAGUCCAUGAGAAAAGACAUCAACAACAUGUACAUGAAACAGCCCUCUCCCGCUAUGAUGCGCCAAACCCCUCCUACCAUGUACAACCACGCCAACCAACAUUACCAACAACAUAGCCCUCAGCAGCGCACAAUGAUGACAUCCAUCAACCAGAUGUGGCCCCAACCCAACCCGACUUUGUCCCUGGAGACCAUCAGAAUUAACCCCUCGAGCACCGGUAGUAGCCAGGGUAACGCUAUGCAGCAACAGCAGGUGAACCACUGUGUUACCUCUGGGUACCUUCAUGGAGGGGAGAGCAGCGGUAGUGGAGGCGGUGGUGGUGGUGGUAACAUCCUGCCCCAACUCACCAUGGGGGACCUGCAAUGUCUGGGUCUGGAGUCCAAUCUCCAGGGUCCUUCGGCCAGCCAAACCCAGCCCGGUGGGCCUGAUCUCCAGCACCUCCAGCACCCUCACCCCCAGCACCCUCACCCCCAUCACCCUCACCAGCGGCAGCACUUCCAACAGCAUAGACACCAGCAGCCCCACCAGAGGAAAGUGUCAUCCUUCUCCCAGGGCAUGGGGAGCCAGGAAGGGCAGAUCCAGGGGAACCAGACCCAGCACCUCCAGGCACCCUGGAACAGCGGUGGCGACGCGGGGUCUCUGGGGUUGGGCUUCCUCCUGGAUAGCGUGGAGAGUGAUGAGAUCAUCCAGGGCCUGGUGGGAGGAGGGGACCCUCAGGCCACCUUCCAACUGAAGCAGGAGCCCCUAACUGGGGGACAGGAGGGCCAGAUGAUCGCCUCUUGUUCCUUCUCCGCCUCGGACGGCCAGCAGCAGCAGUCGUACGCCAACCUCCUCCCCAGGCCUAUGAGUAACAGCAACGGCGUCGCCAUGGAGACAGCAAGGCAUGAAAGCACCAAUAGCAAUUCCAACAACAUCCAGGCCCUCAAGAACUUACAGAACCCCUUCACCCCAGCCAAUGGAAUGGGGCAAGAAGGUGCCCAUUUUGACUCCUUGGCUGCCUGGGCCUUUUUCACUCCACCGCAGUGACUUGGCACAUUCUCAGCCUGUGGGAAAUGCUUCAGGCAGUCUCAGUGAGCAAAUGCUUAGUCAUUUUGUCUGUGCAAGAAUGCCGUCAGAACUUGUGAACAGAUAUAGAGAUAUUUUCAGGGCAAAGGUAACUCAACUGGCUAUAUGAAUAUGAUAUGAAUGUACUUUUCUUUUUAUCACUCAAUCAGUGUCAGAGUUAGAUGGGUUGAGUUCUCUGCCAACAGAAGUAAGCAAUGCUUUGUGGUUUUAACACGAUGGAUAUGCUUUUGAGGAAAAGGGGGAUAAAGGUUAAGAUAAACAGGUAUGUUUUUGUCAACACUUUACUUGAAGUGGGCUGUUAUAACGGCCUUACUAACGCAUACAGCUGUAGGAAUGUCGUUAAACCUCCCAUGAAAUGACCCCAAAUCAUGUUGUUCAGUUAAAAAGAACACACGGUUAAAAUGGUUCACACCGUUCAAACCAAUGAGGGUUCGGAACUUUAAAGCCGUUUAUCUCAGGAUGAUCUUUUAUCAGAUAGAACCUUGUAGUUCUAAUGUUCCGAUUCAACUGUCUACUGUUCCAUGUUCCAUGACAGUGUUAUGUUGAUCAUAGAGCCUACCGAGUGGCCCGGUGGUCUAAGACACGGUUCUAACUGUGCCACUAGAGAUCCUGGUUUGAGUCCAGGCUCUGUCGCAGCCGGCCGCGACCGGGAGACCCAUGGGGCUGCGCACAAUUGGCCCAGUGUCGUCCGGGUUAGGGGAGAGUUUGGCCGGCCGGGAUGUCCUUGUCCCAUCGCACUCUAGCGACUCCUGUGGCGGGCCGGGCGCAAAUGCACGUUGACACGGUCGUCAGGUGACACUGUGUUUCCUCCGACACAUUGGUGCGGCUGGCUUCUGGGUUAAGCGGACAUUGUGUCAAGAAGGAGUGCGGCUUGGCUGGGUCGUGUUUAGGAGGA